UUUGAGCCUUAUCGACGGCUAUAAUUAAGUGAAGGUCUUUGGAGCUCUGAUUUAUGCAGGCAAAUCAGACGGUGGUAAGCUUCAGACCAGGAGGCGGCUUUGGUGGUCUACGCGGCAACAGAUUCCUCACCCCUCGCUUCAACUCUUCUUCUUCCCUCUCUGAAGCUCUCACUUUGCGCCCCAAUGGCGGUCUCGCUCCCACACUCAAGGUAGGAACUGCUCCUGCCCUAGUCAAGGCUGAAGUGCCAUGGUUUGCUCAAAGAGGGAAUCUCCCUGAGAAAGAAUGUUUCCUGAAGAAAGUGAAAGGUAUACUGAACAAAUUGACCCCAGAGAAGUUUGAUGUUCUUAAGGGUCAGCUGAUUGGCUCUGGAACUACAACCCCAGAUAUUUUAAAGGUUUUAGUUUCUUACAUUUUAAAGAACGUUUCCUAAAGAGCAAAGGGGUUGGUAUAAUUACUGCUUCUCCACUUGCAAUGGGUCUUCUUACUGAGAGUGGUCCUCCAAGUUGGCACCCAGCUUCACCUGAACUCUCGAGGUGCUCUUCUUAAAUUUUAAUUUUUUAUGCUUCUUUUUG
Corylus avellana is the source of this 573-nucleotide messenger RNA. Its product is annotated as eukaryotic translation initiation factor-like. NCBI's taxonomy places the organism in Eukaryota, Viridiplantae, Streptophyta, Magnoliopsida, Fagales, Betulaceae. The record is from RefSeq and is a predicted model, not a curated record. Gene Ontology annotation, cellular component: eukaryotic translation initiation factor 4F complex. Gene Ontology annotation, molecular function: translation initiation factor activity; mRNA binding.